ACUCUAAAGCAUCCGGAGCCAAUCACGGAGGACCGCGAGACAGAAACUUCCUCCGCUCCAGCGGAACUCUGGGAAGCAUUGCAAAAAUGCGGAAAUAAACUCUCGCUUUGCACUAUACUGCCUGCCGCCGUCUCCGACCGCGAGAAGAUGGGUGUCAACUGUGUCAAUGCGGCCCGAGCUCACGGUGAAGGCGACCAACCCGUCAAGUCGCCGCGAUCUGUUUGAGCGGAGCGGCGCUCGGAAAUCCCGUUCGUUUCAACAACAUCAUCGCAACAGCCAGCCCCUUAUCUCGCUCGCCCGCCCGCGGCUCUCUCUCUCUCUCUCUCCCGAGGAAAAUGUGGCUAACGCCGGAGGAGGUGCCAGUGAAGAGCGCGCUGAAGCUCUGGGUCACGGAGAAAUCCAACGACUUCUUUCUGCUACAGCGCAGGAGAGGGCACGGGGACACCGGCGGGAAGUUCACAGGGAUGCUGGUGGGGGCUCUGGAUACUGUGCUGGACUCUAAUGCCCGUGUUACACCAUUCCGGAUUGUUCUACAGGUGCCUUGCUCACAAGUCAGCUGGGUUAUCGCUAGUGGAGCUUCGCUUGAGGAAGUUAAAACACACUGGUGUUGGCUGGAGGUCAAUCUGCUCGACUCCCUUUCAGUGUUCGAGAACAAGGAGGACAUCACUAGCUUUGUCAAUGGCAAAAUCAAGGGCCUAAUAGCGGAUGAAUCUGGAGGGCAGCCGGACCCUGAGGGCUUGCGUGAGGUGGCGGUUCGGCUGGAGCAGCGAUUCGGCCUUCCCCAGAGGGAGAAGCUCAUCGCCCAGUACACCUGCUGCCUGUGGAAGAGCCACGUGCCCCGCCAGGGCUGGCUCCACCUCACACACAACCACCUGGCCUUCUACUCUUACCUGCUGGGCAAGGAAGUGAAGCUGCUGCUGGCGUGGGCGGACGUGACCGGUGUGGAGCGUGCGAGUGUGGGCCGCGUGACGGAUGUUCUGCGCGUGAGAACCCGAGCGCGUCAGCGGGACUUCUCCAUGUUCCUGAGCAUGGACGACGCCAUGGCGACCAUCACGCAACUCACCGACCUCGCCCUGCGCAGAGUGCUGCCCACGGCCGGCCUGAGGACCCCGCACACACUCAUACACACGCCGCUCACAAAGAGGGCGCUGGAUGACCACGUGCUCACUCAGGAUGUGCUGUCCGAGUUUGGGUUGCCGCGGCGUGAGAGUGUGUGUGAGGUGCGAGUGUGUGCCCUCUGGACCCCCUACCUGCGCUCACACACACACGGAACUCUCGUCACCACCGACACCUACCUGUGCUUCAGCAGCAGAGAGCCAGGAGUGUGUGUCCUCAUCAUCCCCCUGUCUGAGGUGUUGUCGGUGGAGAAGGCGGAGACGUCCAGCGUGCUUCCUGAUCCGGUGAUCGUGAGCGUGCGAGGGCGGCGAGCGUUCCAGAUGGUGGGUGUGUGUGAGCGGGACACUCUGCUGGAGGCCGUCACCGAGAGACUCCGCACCCUGCGCUGGAGACACGCUAUCUACAAAGGACAACACACACAGCCCACGCCACUGAUCUCCACGACUCCAUACUACACAUUCUGUUAUGACACGGACAGAGAAGCAGAGAAAUCUCAGAGAGACAUCAUCAGCACCCGCCCCCUCAUCUCUCUCAGCCAAUCACAGAUGCCAAAGCACAAGGCCGUGGAGGAGCGGCGCAAGGAGGUGUUGUGGGACGGGCGCUUUGAGGAGUUUGGCCGCGGCGUGCACAUGUUCCGCACCGCCUGCCUGCACAAGCUGGUUGCUAUGGGGAUCCCAGAGUCACUCAGGGGAGAGCUGUGGCUCACACUCUCAGACGCAAGCUCCGAGAUGGCAGCUCACCCCGGGUACUACGCCGAGCUGGUGGAGCGCUCGCUGGCAGAGAUCACCGUGGCGACGGACGAGAUCGAGCGGGAUCUGCACAGGUCACUCCCGGAACACCCGGCCUUCCAGAGCGAGAGUGGAAUCAACGCACUCCGCAGAGUUCUGAGGGCCUACGCACAUCACAACACACACAUCGGCUACUGCCAGUCCAUGAACAUCUUGGCGUCGGUGCUGCUGCUGUACGCUAAGGAGGAGGAGGCCUUCUGGCUACUGGUCACCGUGUGUGAGAGGAUGCUGCCCGACUACUUCAACCGCCAGGUCAUAGGUGCUCAGGUGGACCAGUCUGUGUUUGAGGAGCUGUUGCGUGAGCGUGUUCCGGAGCUGUGUGUGAGCGUUCCGGAUGUGUGUGCGCUGGCGUCGGUCUCGUUGUCAUGGUUCCUGACGCUGUUCCUGAGCGCGCUGCCGCUGGCCAGCGGAGUGUGUGUGCUGGACGCCUUCUUCUGCCGUGGCGCUCGGGUCAUCUUCCAGCUGGCCCUCGCCGUGCUGCACGCCAACACACACACACUCGCCGCCAGCACCGAUGAGGGCCACGCACUCAUGAUCCUCAGCAGUUUCCUGGAGCAGGUCAAGCAUGAUGAAGAGGACUGUGUGUGUGCUGAGGCAGCAGCCGGCUCAGCUGAACACACACACAUCACGACCCUACUCAAAGAGGCCUAUGAGAGAUUUGGUGAUAUCAGCGCUAAGCAGCUGGAAAGGCUGCGGUGUCGUCAUCGUAUCCAGGUGCUGCAGUCACAUGAGGACACCAUCAAAGAGAACGCUCUCAGGUUGGUGACCCCUGAAGUAUCUCUAUCUGCUGAGGAGCUUUCAGAACUCUACGACUUCAUCAAGACUGAGCAUCUGAUCAGUGUAUACUGGGGAGAUGGUGUGUGUGUGUCGGGUGUGUGUAGUGAGGGCUACCAGCUGGACCUGCCUCAGUUCAAGAGUGUGUACUCGGCACUGUCGCCGUGGCAAGAGGGCGCACACACGGAUACGGUUGCUAGGCGCACCUUCACAUUGCUGGACCAGAAUCAGAGAAACCUGCUGACCUUCACACAGAUCACUCACUGGCUGGACAUGCUGUACUGUGAGGAGUUGAACGUGAAGAUCAGGUGGUUGUAUCGCCUGCAUAUCCCUCCAGCUUUGAUGGACAGCGAGGAUGACCCCUCCCCCUUGAAGUCCCCGCUGCUGUCGACCACGAGACCUCUUCAUGUGGACCGACCCAACGGUGAGAGUGGCUAUGAGGAGCAGCUGAAACAGAUGUUGAAGGAUCUGGCCAAAGAGAAGGAGAGGGACUCAGAGAAACCACUGCCUCCCAUGAACCAGAGGGAGUUUAUCCAGUUCUGUAAGACGCUGUCCAACAUGUUCCACGGUGACGCGGAGGAGAGCGAGCUCUUCCAGGCCAUCGCCAUGGUGACCAGCCUGCUGCUGCAGAUCGGGGAGGCGGUGCAGUGUGGGGGCGGGGGGGCGGGGCCGGAGGCGCCGCGUGCUGAUUGGACGGUGAGCCUGGCGCAGAUCCUGGCGUCGCUCCUGACCGAGGCGCCGCUGGUGGCCUUCUUCGAGCGGCCGGCCGACCUGAGGGCUCGCAUCGCCGCGGCAACGCAGCGGCAGUACCAGCAGCGCGCCGCCAUGUUGGAGUUCGAGCACGGCAGCGGGUGAGACCCCGACGGAACCGGAACACGGGCCUGCACCCACACCCACACCUGCCUUGGACCAGGGGAGCAGGACUCCCUCUCACUCAAAGACUACAUCUCCCAGAAGCCUUCAGUCCGCAUGUCCUGUAGGCAGGACCACCUAAGAGACUACAUCUCCCAGAGGGCGUCACUUCAGGGACUACAAAGACAUAUGAAGACCACAUAUCCCAUAGUCCAUGAACUCUGCCAUAAAUCCAAAUAUUGGACUCCAUCUCCCAUAAGCCCUCCGAAUCCUGAAACUGUGAUCUGUGAGUGUGAGUGUGUGUUGUCGAUUGUGUUCUAUGUCUAGUUGAAUUUAUUCUCUGUGUGUGCAUGUGCCAAUCACACGACAGGAGAGGCCAUGAAUUGACGUCUUCCAAUCAGACGCUUCAGAAAUCAUUUAUGAAGAACCUUGAUUUGCUGACCCAAUCUUUCACCGGACCAUCACUUGUCUUAUGUCAGAAUACACACACACAUACACACACACACACACACACACACACACACACACACACACACACACACACACACACUCCUACAUGACCUAACCUCCUCCCCACACAAAGUUAUCUGUGUGUAUGUGUGUGAAAAUGUGUCUGUGAUGAUUUUUUUCCUCAACAUUAAUCAGACACACACAUGACAUUGCUGUAUCACACGAUUUUAAGCACACACACACGCACGCACACACACACACACACACGCACGCACACACAAUGUACACACAUGUACUGUAUAUACACUUCAGAAUUUUGAGAAUGUGUUUUGCAAAUGUGUGUGCGUGCGUGCGCGCGCGUGUGUGUGUAGAGCUCCUCUCUCUGGUGUUAUGUCUGAGUGUCUCCAUGCCAUGUGGUUUUAUAAGAUGCUGCCUUUUACUCACUAAUGUUUUUACACAAACCCAAAGUUGUGCUUUACCAAGGAAAUGUUUUAAGUGUGUGUGUGUGUGAGUGCUUUAAGUUCUUUGACAGGUAUGUUGUGUGUUGUGCCCCUUGUGGCCUGUAAGCUGACGUUCGCACCGCUUUGUGAAACGCUUCUAAACACACAUUAAAACGUCCAAGCUUUGUGAAACGCAUCUAAACA
Molecule: messenger RNA, 4624 nt
Organism: Alosa sapidissima (American shad)
Lineage: Eukaryota; Metazoa; Chordata; Actinopteri; Clupeiformes; Clupeidae
Product: TBC1 domain family member 8
Exons: 20
Coding region: 336-3533 (1065 amino acids)
Source: RefSeq, a predicted model, not a curated record